GACCUUAAUUUUGUGGUUACUUAAUAUUUCCUUAACAUAUUAACUUUGCAAUCACAAGUUUCAAUGCUAGACAUUGAAUACUUUGUUAUAUUUUUAUAUUAGAACCAGCCCCCUAGGUGGAAGGUAACCAUUGCCCAAUCAAGCUUCAUAUUUUACUUUUAUUGUUAAUACAUAAUUUAUUCAAGCAUUUUGGUAUUUUAAUUAUUAUAAAAAUAUAUAAUUGUAUAUCAUCAUAGUUACAGCAGUUCAUACCGAGCACUAUUUAAAUAAUUAAAUUAACAAACAUUGCUAGUUACAUGAUACAAAAUUCCUCAAACUGAAACAUUGGCAAAUUAUAUAUACUUUUAGUACUUAUUGUGUGAACUAAGACCUGCAUUCAGGAAAUUCAAGCUUCAUUAAGUUCCCUUUUAAUUACAAUUUAGAUUCAGUUCAAUUACUUGAAUUGACAAAGUGAUAGUAACUGAAAUUCGAGAUUCAGUACUGUCUAAAUUAGUUCAAAUUCCUUAUUUUUCUUCUUCUAGAAUGAUAAUAUUUUGUGUCUGGAUUUACUGUUUAUUAAGACAUUCCUUGAAUGUCAGGACUUAUUAUGGUAUGUGUAUUUAUUCUUAAGCUUUUAAAAAUUAACUGAUGUGCUGUUCUUAUAAUAGAGUCUCCUCCUUCUGUAGAAGGUAAUUAUUACAGUUGUUAUGAAUAUAAUGGUCAUUUAUACCUUGGUAUAUCUGUAAAUAUUCAUACUUUAACCAUUAACUUAUCUUAUAUCUGUAAAGAGCAAGCCAGAACCUGAACCAGAAGGUAAAGCUCUUUAUAGCUUUACAUACAUUAAUAUAGUAUAAAUAUGUAUUGUAAUGAACAAAAUAGUUACCUAAGUGUUUCCAAGACACAAACUUGGUCAUUCAGUUUACAACUUUUUUUUUUUUUUUUUUUUGCAUUUUGCAGCUAAUAUUUAGUCAUAAAUGCAGAGGAAGGCAUAGCUUUGCACGGCCACAUGAAUUGACUGGUUGUUUUAUGAUAUGGCAGAUACUGUUCAAGUCUGUGAUCUGUUUAGUUCUUUAAAGAGCACUGGGUGGCCACUACCAUCAAUUCAGUUCAUUACAUUUACUUCCAGUAAAUCGAAUUCAGUUUGUAUUACUAAGCCCAGAACUAUGACUCCAUUAUGUACAUUGGUAUCUCAAUACCAUGUAUCUCAUUUUCCCUUUAAUUACUUCAAAAUGUGAUGAUUUGAUGGUGAUUUAAAGCAAAUGUGUUUUACAACCGCAUGAUGUCUUCUUGUGGGGUCUAAAGGAUGCAAACUAUGGUAUGUUUAUUCAUAAGGUUUGUAUGUCAUGAUGCAAUAUAUAAGCUCAUUUCCAUCACGUGUAAUGAUAUGGACUGUCAGAACAGUGGGUCAUCACAUUCAGACAAAUAUUUGUUUCCCUAUACAAGGAUAUUUUGGACUGUUACUCUGAAAACAGUUGAAAACACAAACCGUCAUAGUUAAAAAGGGUGAUUUCUGGAUUGUAUGUUCCCAAAUUGUUAAUUUUCCCUGCCAAUUUGUUGCCAAAGGUUUUGGUUAAGUAAAUGUUAAUGUAAUUAAGACACUGUGAUGUUAAUGAUGUCAAUUUUCCAUUCCUUCGUCUGUUUUCAUGUAACAGAAGCCCCUACUGAGGAAAAGGCCACAGAUGAGACGAAACCAAAGCCAAAGUUCAUGUCUAACAUCACCGCUCCAAAGAUUCCUGAAGGAGAUAAGGUGGACUUUGAUGACAUCCACAGGAAGCGCCAGGAGAAGGAUUUAACAGAGCUGCAGUCUCUCAUUGAAGCUCAUUUCAUUCAGAGGAAGAGAGAUGAAGAGGAGCUGAUUGCUCUGGUCAACAGAAUUGAGAAGCGUCGUGCCGAGAGGGCAGAGCAGCAGAGAAUCCGUGCAGAGAAAGAAAAGGAGAGACAAGCUCGGCUGGCCGAAGAAAAGGAGAGGAGAGAGCAAGAGGAACAGAGGAAGAAACAGGAUGAGGAUGCUAAGAAAAAGAAAGCGCUUACCAACAUGACACACCAGUAUGGAGGAAUCCAGCAGAAGGGCGAGGGUCGUAAAGGGGCAAAGAAACAGACGGAAAGAGAGAAGAAGAGGAAGAUCCUGACUGAUAGGAGGAAGCCACUUAACGUUGACCAUCUGUCUGAAGAUAAACUCAAAGAGAAAGCCAAUGAGCUGUGGCAGUGGAUGAUGCAACUGGAGGCGGAGAAAUUCGACCUUAGCGAGAAACUGAAGAGACAGAAAUAUGACAUUACUCAGCUUCUGGCUAGAGUCAAGGAUCAUCAGAGUGCCAAAGGCCGUGGCAAGGGCAAGGUUGGUGGCAGGCUGAGGUAAACAUGACACAGAUCAAGAUGGCCCAGAAAUCAAGAAGACAAUGUCACAUUUUCAACAUAUUCAGUUGUAGUCAUUAUAAAAUUGCUAUUCUGUUUGACUGCACUUGAAGAGACGGUAAAGUGACAUUUUUUGCUUUUGUCAUGUUGUUUUUCUGCUUUUUUGUCUUGAACACACAGGAAUUCUGCAGUUAUCACUUAAUAUCAUGUACAUUAAAAGAUUCAAA
This is a messenger RNA of Myxocyprinus asiaticus (Chinese sucker), 2558 nucleotides long. Its product is annotated as troponin T, cardiac muscle isoforms-like. Gene Ontology annotation, cellular component: troponin complex. The transcript is spliced from 10 exons. NCBI's taxonomy places the organism in Eukaryota, Metazoa, Chordata, Actinopteri, Cypriniformes, Catostomidae. The record is from RefSeq and is a predicted model, not a curated record. Gene Ontology annotation, biological process: cardiac muscle contraction; regulation of muscle contraction; sarcomere organization. The coding region runs from base 1583 to 2335 and encodes 250 amino acids. Gene Ontology annotation, molecular function: troponin C binding; troponin I binding; tropomyosin binding.